Falco peregrinus (peregrine falcon) is the source of this 5347-nucleotide messenger RNA. Its product is annotated as forkhead box protein O6-like. The record is from RefSeq and is a predicted model, not a curated record. The transcript has 2 exons. Gene Ontology annotation, biological process: regulation of transcription by RNA polymerase II. NCBI's taxonomy places the organism in Eukaryota, Metazoa, Chordata, Aves, Falconiformes, Falconidae. Gene Ontology annotation, molecular function: DNA-binding transcription factor activity, RNA polymerase II-specific; RNA polymerase II cis-regulatory region sequence-specific DNA binding. Gene Ontology annotation, cellular component: nucleus. Bases 92 to 1828 code for a protein of 578 amino acids.
GUGGAGAUCGACCCGGAUUUCGAGCCGCAGAGCCGGCCCCGGUCCUGCACUUGGCCUCUCCCCCACCCCGACUUCGCGGCGGAGGAGGAGGAUGGGGGCGCGGCGGGGGGACCCCCGGCGCUGGCGGCCGGCGGCGGGGAGGGAGCCGAGAACGCGGCGGCCCCGGCGGAGCGCAGACCCGCCGCCGCCCCCCUGCCGCCCCCCGGCGCGGACGUCGGGCAGCUCCGCAAGGCCAAGACCUCCCGGCGGAACGCCUGGGGCAACCUCUCCUAUGCCGACCUCAUCACCAAAGCCAUCGAGAGCUCGCCGGAGAAGCGCCUCACCCUCUCGCAGAUCUACGACUGGAUGGUGCGAUACGUCCCCUACUUUAAGGAUAAAGGAGACAGCAACAGCUCGGCGCUCGGCCGGCUGGAAGAACUCUAUCCGGCACAACCUCUCCCUGCACACCCGCUUCAUCCGUGUGCAGAACGAGGGCACGGGCAAGAGCUCCUGGUGGAUGCUGAACCCUGAGGGCGGCAAGACGGGGAAGACGCCCCGCCGGCGGGCGGUCUCCAUGGACAACAACAGCAAGUUCCUGCGGAUCAAGGGGAAGGCCAGCAAGAAGAAGCAGCUGCAGGUGACGCAGGAGCGCGGGGAGGACAGCCCUUCCUCCCAGCAAGCCAAGUGGUCGGAGAGCCCCACGUCGCAUGCCAGUGAUGAGUACGAUGCCUGGGCUGACUUCAGGACGCGGGCCAACUCCACGGCCAGCACGCUGAGUGGGCGCCUCUCGCCCAUCAUGUCCAACCACGAGCCAGAUGAGCUGGAGGAGGAUGAUGGUACCCCCUCCUCUCCGCUGAUGUACCCCAGCCCCUCCAGCACCAUGUCUCCUUCCCUCAACGCCCGCUGCUCCGUGGAGCUGCCUCGGCUGACUGACCUGACUGGCACCAUCAGCCUGAACGAGAGCCUCGGGGAGAGCAUGCUGGAGGACCUGCAGGACGGCUACACCAUGAGCCCUUCGCAGCAGCUCCCCCCAGCCGCCCUGCGGCAGCGCAGCUCCAGUUUCACCUUCAACUCCAAGUGUUCCACCAUGGGGGCUGCCACCAACACCUACUGCGGGACUAUCUACAGCCAGCCGGCCAUGAGCCUCAUGCGCCGCCUGCCCAUGCAGACCAUCCAGGAGAACAAGCAAGCCACCUUCUCACCUGUCAGCUCCUACAGGAACGCCUCGCUGCAAGACCUGCUUUCCUCCAUCUCCUACGCGCACAAGGAGAGCAUGGUCCCGGGGGACCUGCCCCUGCCGCAGGCCAGCCCCAUGGUGCCGGCCCGUGGCCACAGACACAACCCGCUGCUGUGCGGGAGCGGGGAGCAGGGUUUGUCCUCCUACCCGUCCCACUCGGGCUCUCUCAUGAAGAGCAACGCUUUGUACCACCCGUCACCAGCUGGUCACCACCCUGCGGUCAACACCAGUGCCUUAGCUAAUCCUGUCAGCCUUAUGAGCUUGCCCAGUGACACGUGCAGCAUGACAGCCGUGCCGCACCACGGGCAUCUGCAUUCCUACGCUAAUAACCAAGGGGCACACAUGAGCUUGCUGGAUUCGCUGCAGGGCCCCUACCCAGGGGCUGUCCACCCCCCUGUGUUGGGCCAAGACAGGUUCCCAGCAGACCUGGACCUGGACAUGUUCAACGGGAGCCUGGAGUGCGAUGUGGAGUCCAUCAUCCUGAAUGACUUUAUGGACAGCGACGAGAUGGACUUCAACUUCGACUCAGCUCUCCCGCCGCAGAAUGGGCUCAAUGUGCCCGUGCUGCCCGGGGGUCCACAGCCCACGAACCAGAGCUGGGUGCCCGGGUGACGCCUGCCCCAGGGUGGGGGCUUGCCACUGAGAAGCCACGAGGGGAACAUUGAGACUAACUUUUUUUUUUCCUUUCUCUUCUGCCUUUGUUUGUUAAGAUGGGCUAGAGCCGUCGAUCUGAGCUUGAGAUCGAACACAAAACACAAACUGUAGGGUCAAAUACUGAGAUGGGGUAGGGUCCCCAGCCCGCAGCCCACACAUGUGCCCAAUCCACUGGGUCCUCCUGCGAGCAUCCUCUGGAGGACGCAGGGCAGACGGGCUGGAGAGGCAGACCAAGCCAGGCGGGUCCAGAGGGGGAGCAGGAAGGGAAAACCAUUCCAGAUGGUCCCAGUGCCCCACUGCAAUGGUGCCAGUUUUAUUUGUCCUUGGGCUGGGUGACGGAGCGGUGACAGCUGGUGGCAUGGGAACCACUUGUGUGGGCAUCCCACUCUGGAAAGGGACCCUUUUCUCUGAGUCACCUUGGGAAAUGAGUCUUCUGAGUAGUAGUGUCAGGAGUGGGGACCCUGCCCCAGGUCAAGGGCCGGGGGGGGUCCUCACCCCCAAACCCUGGUGGAGAUAUGAGCUCUGUCAAGCCCACAUGCCCAGGCCACCUCCACAGGGGGUUUCCUGGUGUGGGUCCAGGCAGGUUUUCCUACCAAGCAGGGAGAAGGGGGGGUUGGGAAUGGAGGGAAGGGUGCACAAUCUGCAGCCCUGGUGACAGCAUCUUGGCAGCCCACGUGCUCACUGGGGGCGGGGGGUGCCACGUCAUGCCUGCCCAUAGGAAGGCUGUGGUACCCUGCCCAGAGCAGGCGUGGGCACACUCCUGCAUGUGGUGCACAGCCCUGCACAGGGUGGUCCUGAUGGGUGUGACAUGCUGCUGGCCUGGGUCCCCUGUGCCGGAGGCUCAGGGGGAGCUCACAGGGUCGGGGAGGGGGGGGGCCUGUAUUUAUUUGAUUUCAUGCACUCUUUUGCCAUUGAGUUUUUGCAUUGGAAAGAAGAAAGGGUUGAACUUAGGGAGAGGAGAGAGGCCGUGGGCAAUGCCGACGGCUGUGCCCUACUGCACGUCUCAUCUUGGCUUGGCCAUGGCUUUGGGUGUUGGAUGAUGGGGUGGAAGCUGGGGGGCUGUGAUGUGGGUCACCCUCGAGAAGGGUGUGUGUGCGUGUGAGGAGGGUAGGGAUGUGGUGACCAGGUCUCCAGAGCCAGCAUGGGGUCCACCCAGCCCCAAGCCUGGGUGACCCACGCUGCUCAGGGAGGUGCCACAGGGCUCACAGCUGGGCUGGGGGGCUCCUGGGGGGCCACUGCUGGUUUCAGGAGUGUCUCUAGCUAGCAGGCAGCAUGCCUGUCCUGGAGGGCUUGCUGCCCAUCCCCAGGAUGGUCCAGGCGGCUGUCGGCAAGAGGGGUCAGCCCUAGUGCACCCAUCUGCCAAGGGCCGGUGCUCCGUGGGGCUGGGGACCACAACUCACAGCUGGUGCUGCUGUCUCUGUUGGGAGCCCAGACCAGCCCCACUGCUCUGCGGGGCAGGAGUGGGCUGGGGUCCCACUGCCAUCCUGCCCAGCGGUGGGGGCUCCCUGCAGCAGCUCAGCCUCGGUGCAGUGGGGUUUUUGGAGUUGGGCAGGCUGAUGGGCAGCCGGAGUUGGUUGGUCCCGAGGAGCUGAGGGGGCUGGGAGGAGAGGCUGGGGGAGCUGCUGCUGUGUCUCAGGGGCUCUGCACAGCCUGUCUUCCUCCUGGGCACCACAGGCUUCCUCUGAAUCCUCUACCCCUGGUGCACUGAACCAGCACACUUUCCCAGCCCAGCUCUUCCCUUCCCACACCAGCACCUCCUCUACCAGGGUGCAGGUGCUGGGUCCCACCGAGCCAUAGGGGAAGUGUGGCCGCUCGGAGCUGGGUCAGGAUGGGACCCAUGCGGGGGCAUCUCCUGCUCCCCUCCUGGCCCACGAGUCUGUGGCAAAGCGUGAUAGAGGAGCCCCAUGUGCCACCCUUCACCUUCGCCCUGGGCACAUGGUGGGCAUAGUCUCUAAAGACAUUCUUACAAGUUAAUUAAUUAUGUUUACAUUAUUUGAUCAUGUACAGAAUUUAAUAUAUUCUAUUAUAUAUAAUCUUUCUUGAAUGCUUUUUUAAAAAGGAUUAUUCUUUGGUCGGGAUCAUUACUGCAUUCGUUUUAUACACCACCUCUCGUUUCAGGCAUAUUUAAAAUCGUUGGAAACCGAUUGCAAAUGGCUAUUUAAUACCCAGCACCCCAGCUCCGCACACGGGGUGUGAAGGACUGCUCGCAAGGAGAGGCAGGGAGGGCAGCUGGGGCUGCCCUGGAAGAGAAGGGGGGCCCUGCCCCCCAAGCAUGGGAGAAAGGGAAGGAGUCCUGGCUCUUCCAGGCGUCCGACCUGCAGGCACACAUCCAGCAGCACACCAGCAUGCCGGGCAGCAUGGGCCAGCUGGGGCUUACCCUGGCAGCCGGGCAUUUCCAGAUGGGAUGCUUGGGCACAGGGACCCGCAAAAACCCCUUCGGUGUCACAGAUAUGGGCUGACCAUUGUCACAGAGGGGAAGCCGCACCAGCAGUAAGAGAAAAGCCCCCCCUUGUCCCGCGCCUGCCCCGCUUGCCCCUGCCCACCUCCCCCUGCCCCGCUGCGUGGAGCCCCCGGGCAUCCACCCCUGGGGCACGUCCCCUUGCGAAGCUGUCUUUGUGGUUCGUGACCGUGGGGUUGUCGUGUGUGCGGUGGAGUCGUGUUGGUAAGCGUCGUGUGUACAGUCGUCGUGCGGUGCAAGGGACGGCGGGCAGCGGGAGGCAGGCACGGAGACACCACACACCCCCCCCCCCCCCAGUGGCUGGGACCCCGGGGAAGGGGGGUGGUUGGAGCAGGAGGCAAGACGGGCUGGCCCCGCCGCGGCAGAGGGGGAUGGAGCCAAGGGCCCCGGGGGUACCCGGACUGCGGUGAGGUGGUGGUGGUGGCACAGGGAUGUUGGGGCUGUGCUUCUUGCCCGUGGGGCAGGCAGGUCCUGGGGGUGGCCAGCAUGGCUGUGCCCCCUGCGGCUCCUGCUGCCCUGCUGCUGGCCCCACUGCGAGCAUGGGGAAGGAGAAGCCAGGGCUUCAUUUCACUGUCCGGUGGUGGCUCCAGGUUCCCCCUCUGGAAACAUCUCCCUGAGCACAGGCCACCUCACGUCCCACCUCGCUCAGCUUCAGCCUCCCCGCUCCCAUCACCUCCUCUCCCUCCUGGCCCUCCCCGCCUCACAGGACAGCCUCUGGGGACAAGGAGCAUCCUCCGCUCCCAGCCCUGCUCCCACCCAGACCCAGCCCUGCCCGGAGCAAAGACCCGGUGUCAAGGGGACACUGGAGGGGCCCCACCGGUUUGCUUCAUACGGCGGUUUUUGGUCCGUCCUUUCCCUCAUAUUUAUAACUGUACAGACUGGGGGGGAGGGUCUCUGACAGGCGUCAUCUCUCACCACGCAUCUAUCGUAGGCAAUGGUAACUUUCUUGAUUGUGCUAUUAGAGUUUGUGUAUGUGGCAAUGUAAAGAACUGUGUAUAGUGCAUUGUACAGCAUAUUUU